Molecule: messenger RNA, 3464 nt
Organism: Choloepus didactylus (southern two-toed sloth)
Lineage: Eukaryota; Metazoa; Chordata; Mammalia; Pilosa; Megalonychidae
Gene: MUC16
Product: mucin 16, cell surface associated
Exons: 33
Source: RefSeq, a predicted model, not a curated record
CACUCAACUUCACCAUCACCAGUCUUUGCUACAUGGGGGACAUGCAGCCAGGCUCCACAGUGUUCAACUCCACGGAAUCAUUUCUACAACGCCUGCUCAAGGUCUUGUUCACCAACAGCAGCAUCGGUUCACUCUACGCUGGUUGCAGACUGACCACACUGAGACCUGAGAAGGAUGGAACAGCCACUGGAGUGGACGCCAUCUGCACCCACCGCCCUGACCCUGCAGGCUUCAAACUGGACAGGAAGCUGCUGUACUGGGAACUGAGCAAUCAGACCUAUGGUGUCACCCAGCUGGGCCCCUAUACCCUGGACAGAGACCGUCUCUAUGUCAAUGGUUACACCAGUCCAGCCUUGAUCUCCAUCCCCACUGUUGCUGGCCUCGCCCUGGUGCCAUUUGUCCUCAACUUCACCAUCACGAAUCUGUACUACACGGAGGACAUGAGGUGCCCGGGUUCCUCAAAGUUCCACAACUUUGAGGUGCUCUUGCAGCGCCUGCUAUUGCCCUUGUUUAAGAACACUAGCAUUGGCCCCCUCUACUCUGGCUGCAGACUGACCUCGCUCAGGUAUGAGAAAGACAGACAAGCUACCACAGUGGAUGCCCUCUGCACUCACCAUCCUGACCCCAUAGGCACUGAGCUGGACAGAGAGCAGUUGUACUGGGAGCUGAGCCAGCUGACCCAUGGAGUAACCCAGCUGGGCCCCUUCACCCUGGACAAGGACAAUUUCUUAGUCAAUGGUUACACACAGCAGACUUCCAAACCAACCUCCAGUGGUGAGUACCCAGUGUCUUUAGAUACCCUGCCACCCAGUCCAUCCCGGACCUGACUCAGGUGUGGCCUCUUCUUUCCCUCCCCUGCUGCAGCCACAGAAUCACUCCUAGUGCCAUUCACUCUCAACUUCACCAUUACUAACCUGAGAUAUACGGAAGACAUGUGGCCUCCUGGCUCCACAGUGUUCAACACCACCGAGAAUGUCCUGCAACUCCUGCUUGGAAGUUUGUUCAAGAACACCAGUGUUGGGUUUCCCUAUUCUGGCUGCAGACUGACCUUGCUCAGGCCCAAGAAGAACGGGACAGCCACUGGAGUGGAUGCCAUCUGCACCCACCAUCCCAAUCCUGUGGGUCCCAGACUGGACAGAGAGAAACUGUACUGGGAGCUAAACCAUCUGACUCAUGGUGUCACCCAGCUGGGCCACUACAUCCUGGACCAAGGCAGUCUCUACAUCAAUGGUUACACCCAUCCGGCCUCAGCUACCAUUUCCAACACCACUGGCUAUACCUUCUUCACCCUCAACUUCACCCUCAACUUCACCAUCACCAAUUUGCGUUAUGCACAAGACAUGCACCCAGGCUCUGCGAAGUUCCACUUCAUCGAGAAGAGCCUGCAGGGCCUGCUUGAACUCUUGCUCAGUAAAACAAGUGUUGGCCCCUUCUUCUCUAGCUGCAGACUGGACUCUCUCAGGCCUGCAAAUGGUGAAGCUGCCACCAGAGUGGACAUUGUUUGCACCUACCAUGCUGACUCUGAAGGCCACAGGCUAGACAGAGAGAGGCUGUUCUGGCAGAUGAGCUACGAGACCCACAGCAUCACCCGUCUGGAUUACUACACCCUCGACCCAAAUAGUCUUUAUGUUAAUGGUUACACCUAUAAAACCUUGGCCCUGACCACCAUCACUGCAGAGGUUAGCGAAGAGCCAUUCACACUGAACUUCACCAUCGACAACCUGCGCUACUCAGCGGACAUGGGUCGCCCCAGCUCCCUCAAGUUCAACAUCACAGACACUGUCAUGCAGCAUCUGCUCAGCCCCUUGUUCCAGCAGAGCAGCCUGGGUACCCGAUAUGGAGGAUGCAGGGUGAUGGCACUAAGGUCUGUGAAGAAUGGGGCCCAGACAGCAGUGGAUAUCCUGUGUACCUACCGACAGCACUCCAGUGGCCCAAGCUUGCCCACCAAGCAAAUAUUCCAUGAACUGAGCCGGCAGACCCGUGGCAUCACACGGCUGGGCCCCUACUCUCUGGACAAGGACAGCCUCUACCUUAAUGGUUACAAUGAGCGUGGUCCUGCUGAGCCUCCUACAACACCUUUGCCACCAGAAACCACCACAGCUGUGGGACACACCCUGAAGACCCUCACACUCAACUUCACCAUUUCCAACUUCCAGUAUUCUGGCUCUACCACAUUUAACACCACCGAGAAGAUCCUGCAGCACCUGCUUGGAACCUUGCUCCAGAAGAGCAGCCUGGGUUCCUUCUACUCGAGUUGCAGACUGAUCUCCCUCAGGCCUAAGGACAGGGCAGCUACCCGAGUGGGUAUCAUCUGUUCCUACCGCCCUGAUCCUGCGAGCUCUGGGCUGGACAGAGAACAGCUGUACUGGGAGCUGAGCCAGUUGACCAAUGGCGUCACCCAGCUGGGCCUCUACACCCUAGAAAGGGGAAGCCUCUCAGUCAAUGGCUAUGCACCCCAGAGUUUAUUGAUGCAGAGCGAGUACCAGGUGCAUUUCCGCAUCAUCAACUGGAACUUCAGCAACCCAGACCCCACAUCCUCAGACUACAUUACCCUGUUGAGGGACAUCCAAGCCAAGGUAACCACACUCUACAAAGGCAGCCAGCUACAAGCAGUGUUCCUCUCCUGCAUAGUCACUGACUUGAGGGUGGGAUCCAUGCUGGUCACCGUCAAGGCACUGUUCUCCUCCAAGCUGGACUCCAUCCUGGUGAAGCAAGUCUUUCUGGAUAGGACCCUGAAUGCCUCAUCACAUUGGUUGGGAGCCACCUACCAGUUGGUGGACCUGCAUGUAACUGAAAUGGAGCCAACAGUUCAUCUAGAGACAGACAAACCAACGAGCAGUCCCAGCCCCCAGCAAUUCCAGCUGAAUUUCACUAUCACCAACCUGCUAUAUUCCCAAGAUAUGGCCCAGCCAGGCUCUACAAAAUACCAAAGGAACAAGAGAAGUAUUGAAGAUGCACUCAAUCAGCUCUUUCGAAACAGCAGCAUCAAGAGUUAUUUUUCUGACUGCCAAGUUUUAGCAUUCAGGUCUGUUCCCAACACCAACCACACUGGGGUGGACUCCUUAUGUAAUUUCUCACCAUUAGCUCGGAAACUGGACAGAGUUGCCAUAUAUGAGGAAUUCCUGCGGUUAACCCAGAAUGGUACCCAGCUACAGAACUUUACCCUGGAGAAGAACAGUGUCCUUGUGGAUGGAUAUUCUCCCAACAGAAGUGAUGCCUUGACUGAGAACUUUGACCUCCCCUUCUGGGCCAUAAUCCUUAUCUGCCUGGUGGGAUUCCUGGGACUCAUCAUAUGCCUGAUUUGCUGCUUCCUGGUCACCAUCUGCCUGCGGAAGAAGGAGGGAGACUACGAGGUUCAGCGACGACGCCUGGGCUUCUACGUGCCACACCUAGAUCUGAGGAAGCUGCAAUGACUAGAUCUUCUUGAGGCUCCAUUUCCCCAACCAGGGUCCAAAGCAGCUUGG